This is a messenger RNA of Aegilops tauschii subsp. strangulata, 321 nucleotides long. The record is from RefSeq and is a predicted model, not a curated record. Lineage: Eukaryota; Viridiplantae; Streptophyta; Magnoliopsida; Poales; Poaceae.
AUGCCGGGGCACGCCGUGGCCCGCGCGGGGCCCUCCCGGCCCGGGACGCCGCCGCCGCCCCGCGGGCGCCCGGACCCCACGCCUCGCCGCCCGCCGUCCUCCGCCUCGGCUCCCCCGCGCGCGUCGGCUCCGCCGCCCGCGCCCGUCGCCCCGUGCGCCGCCACCCGGCCCCGACUCCGGCGCCGCCCGUCCGGUCGCCGCCUCCCUCCUCCGAGCUCCUCCACCGCGGCCGCCGUCUCCCUCUUCCCCUCCGUCUCCGGCGGCAGCCCCGAUCUCCGGCGAGCCUCGAGCCGGCCCGAUCCAGAUCUGUUCGAAGGUUGA